UUUUUUUGCCAACUUUUUCUGAAAAAAGUUUCUUUAUUUAUCUCUUUCUUUAUUGCCCCUACGAAACAUUUAAAGUUGUUUUUGUGGCUAUUGUAAUAGAAGUAUAAAUGGUUAGCAAUAAAGCGCGCAUCUUUUCGCAUAAAUGUAAAAGUAUACGAGAAAAGGAGGAUGUAACUGAUCACGUUUAACUGGUUAUUUUUAUUUUAUUUUUAUUUAAAAAUAAGACUAAAAAUCCUCCCAAAAAUUCUUCCAAAAAUCCUCCCAAAAAUCUUCCAAAAUCCCUCUAAAAAUGUAUUUAACAAAAUUAGCAUCAAAUCUAUCCGUCCUCCUUUCAGUAGCUGCCUUAGCCUGUUGUGCAUUUUUCAUUCCGGCAUUAAUCGGGAAAAUUAAUAAAAUUACUGAGGACUUGGAAGCUGAAAUGGCGGAAUUUAACAAACUUCAAUCUAGAAUAUGGGAAAAAGCUAAUUUUAUAGGGGGAGAGAAUAAAGGGAUUGGACAAAAUGAAAAUAUUGGCACUUUUCUUCUUGAUAAAAUUAGAAGACAAAGAAGACAAACAAACGAUUACUCCGGUGGGGUAAGUGGGACAACUGUUGCUGGACAGUGCUCCUGCCUGGCAGAAAAUAAGUGCCCUCCAGGUCCUCCUGGGCCGAAAGGAAAGCCUGGAAUGGAUGGGGAGGCAGGAAAACCUGGGACGCCUGGCCCAACUGGUCAGCACGGCUGUAGCCCUCCUGUUAUGAUUCAACAAGGAGAAGUGAAUUGCAGAAUGUGCCCAAACGGUCCUCCAGGUUAUCCCGGUCCACCAGGCGAACGUGGCGAAGAUGGAAAGCCUGGCACAGACGGAGAGCCGGGCCCGAAGGGAUUGCCUGGACAUCCAGGACCGCCUGGGCCACAAGGAAUACAUGGAGAAGCAGGAAUGCCAGGAAAAGCUGGGCCAGCAGGAAGUCCAGGUCGGAAUGGCUCUACUGGUGGAAAAGGCGAAGUGGGCGCACCUGGUACGAAAGGGCAAAAAGGUCCUCAAGGAGUUCCCGGGCAUUCAGGACCUGACGGAAAGCCAGGAAUGCCUGGGGCAAGAGGACCACCUGGAAAUAUGGGCGAACGAGGAGAUCAAGGAAAAGAAGGGCCACCCGGCAAUAGUGGCGAUGGAGGAGGGCCAGGAACUGAUGCAAGGUAA
This is a messenger RNA of Meloidogyne enterolobii, 1171 nucleotides long. The record is from the annotation of a GenBank genome assembly. NCBI's taxonomy places the organism in Eukaryota, Metazoa, Nematoda, Chromadorea, Rhabditida, Meloidogynidae.